AGACCUUUAGAUACGAGAACGAGAACGAGAACGAGUACGAGUUUUGGCCGCGCGAGGAUUGGCACUAUGUUUCUCGUACUCGUCAUCGUUCUCGCGUGAUUGCAACUUUAGAUUGUAAACACCGACUUUUUCAUUCGUAUUUUGGCAUUUCCUUCUUCAAUUAGCUAUGUUUUCCAAAAAAAAGUAUUCUUUCUACCGCAAUAAUGUUAUAUGAUGAUGAUACUCUGGACGAAGAAGAUGUUUUGAUGAUGUUCCAAGAGUUGACACGAAAAAACACUACUUAUCCCUACUGGAAAUACGACAGGAUUGAACAUCAACUCAAUGACAUUUCUACAGGAGAGUUUAAAACAGAAUUUCGUUUUAACCUGUCAGAAAUAGACCUACUACAAGAUGCUCUACAAAUUCCUGAAAGAUUUAUAUGUGACAACGGCACUGUAGCGUCUGGUACAGAGGGGCUUUUGUUGUUGUUAAAGCGGUUCGCUUAUCCUUGUCGUCUAAGUGACAUGAUUCCGCGAUUUGGACGUUCAGUUCCGGAGAUGAGUCUAAUUCUCGCUGAAGUAACUGACCACAUCUCUUCAAACUUCAGUCAUCUCCUCACUGACCUAAAUCAGCCUUGGCUACAGCGAGGAAAACUUGAACGUUACGCUCAAGCCAUCCACGAUAAAGGUGGUGCUCUGGACAACUGUUGGGGUUUUGUGGAUGGCACUGUCCGUCCAAUCAGUCGACCUGGGGAAAAUCAAAGGGUGAUGUAUAAUGGGCUGAAAAGGGUGCAUGGAAUUAAGUUUCAGUCGAUAGCUACCCCAGAUGGCAUGAUAGCCAAUCUUUUCGGACCAGUUGAAGGAAGAAGGCAUGAUGCAUCCAUGCUUCGAAUGUCGGGGGUUCUGGAGCAGCUGCCAAUAUAUUCCUUGAGUACUGCAGGGGCCCCAUUAUGCAUAUAUGGGGAUCCUGCAUACCCAUUAAGAGUGCAUUUGAUGGCUCCCUACAGAUCUGCUAACAUAACACCAAAUCAAGAUGCCUUCAACAAAUCAAUGAGCUCAGUGCGAGUUGCAGUGGAGUGGGUAUUUGGAGACAUCAUAAAUUUUUUUACUUUCCUUGAUUUUAAGCGAAAUCUUAAAAUAGGUCUUAGUCCCAUAGGCAAAAUGUACUCAGUUUGUGCACUGUUAAGAAAUGCAUACACGUGUCUUUAUGGCUCAAAUACAAGUACUUUUUUUGAUUUAACUUCCCCGACAAUWCAUGAAUAUUUUCAAUUUUGAAAUACUUUAUAUUUUAUACAGUGUAAGCACCCACAUGAUUAAGAGCCACUAGGCUGAAAAUUUGCAAUUAAUUAAAGCAUCCACAACCACAUGAACCUGAUAAAUAAAGAUUAGUUGAUUCUUGCAAAUAAGAAUUUCAUUUUUAGAACC
Messenger RNA from Exaiptasia diaphana, 1403 nucleotides. RefSeq lists its product as uncharacterized. The transcript is spliced from 2 exons. Lineage: Eukaryota; Metazoa; Cnidaria; Anthozoa; Actiniaria; Aiptasiidae. The coding region runs from base 204 to 1253 and encodes 349 amino acids. The record is from RefSeq and is a predicted model, not a curated record.